Myxocyprinus asiaticus (Chinese sucker) is the source of this 1824-nucleotide messenger RNA. RefSeq names its product atlastin-1-like. Gene Ontology annotation, biological process: endoplasmic reticulum organization; protein homooligomerization. Lineage: Eukaryota; Metazoa; Chordata; Actinopteri; Cypriniformes; Catostomidae. Bases 125 to 1804 code for a protein of 559 amino acids. The record is from RefSeq and is a predicted model, not a curated record. The transcript has 14 exons. Gene Ontology annotation, molecular function: GTPase activity; GTP binding.
UGCAUAUUCGGAUCAGAUGAGAAUGAGCCUACAUCAUUGGCAGCUGAUUUCCAGCAUCAUUUGUCUCAUGUUCGCUGUUUAGAACCGAAACGAACUGAGGACUGAACGCAACACCUAGUGCGACAUGGCCCGAGAAAAAAAGGACAGAGACAGCUGGGGGUCUUUCGUGGAUAGGAAUGUGUAUGACUGGAGCUCAGAGGAGGAAGAGACAGAUGGGCGGGCACGUCCAGUGCAGGUCUUGGUGGUGAAGGAUGAUCACACGUUUGAGCUGGAUGAGGCAGCGCUCAGUAAGAUCCUGCUGGCUGAAGAGGUCCGAGACAGAGAGGUGGUGGCCAUUUCUGUAGCAGGAUCCUUCCGUAAGGGCAAAUCCUUUCUCAUGGACUUUAUGCUGCGUUACAUGUACAGCCAGGACAGUGAUAAGUGGUUGGGAGACCCUGAUGAGCCGUUGACAGGAUUUUCAUGGAGAGGCGGAUCAGAGCGGGAGACCACUGGCAUUCAGAUCUGGAGUGAAGUCUUCCUAGUGGACAAACCAGAUGGAAGCAAGGUGGCAGUGCUGCUAAUGGACACACAGGGAACCUUUGACAGCCAGUCCACCCUCCGUGACUCAGCUACAGUAUUUGCCCUCAGCACCAUGAUCAGCUCUAUGCAGGUGUAUAAUAUAUCUCAGAAUGUUCAGGAAGACGAUCUUCAGCAUCUGCAGCUUUUCACCGAAUAUGGCAGACUGGCCAUGGAAGAAACAUUCCUCAAACCAUUUCAGUCAAUGAUCUUUCUGGUGCGGGACUGGAGUUUCCCUUAUGAGUUUCCCUAUGGACAGGAUGGAGGAAUGAAGUUCCUGGAGAAAAGAUUAAAGAUCUCCGAGAACCAACAUGAGGAGCUGCAAAACGUGAGAAAACACAUCCAUUCCUGCUUCACGAACAUCUCCUGCUUCCUCAUGCCACACCCAGGACUCAAAGUGGCCACAAACCCACUAUUUAAUGGCAGAUUAAGGGAGAUCGAUCAAGACUUUAUCAAUAAUCUGCAAGUGCUUGUUCCGUGGUUACUACAGCCCAAAAACCUGGACGUGAAAGAGAUAAAUGGAAGCAAAAUCAGUUGCCGUGGACUCCUGGAGUACUUCAAGGCAUAUAUCAAGAUUUACCAGGGAGAGGAGCUUCCACACCCUAAAUCCAUGUUACAGGCCACAGCAGAGGCGAAUAAUUUGGCUGCAGUGGCUGCUGCUAAAGAUCUAUAUAACAGGAAGAUGGAGGGGGUGAGUGGAGGUGAUCGUCCCUUCCUCGCACCGAGCGAGCUACAGACGCGUCACUUGGACAUUCGCGAGGAGGCAUUGAUGUUGUUCCGCGGGGUGAAGAAAAUGGGCGGGGAGGAGUUUAGCCGGCGUUACCUGCUGCAGCUGGAGGCAGAGAUCGAUGAGCUGUUCGUGCAGUACAUCAAACACAAUGAAUCUAAGAACAUCUUUCACGCGGCACGCACGCCUGCGACGCUGUUCGUGGUGAUCUUCGUGAUGUACGUGGCCGCAGGAAUCACUGGGUUUGUGGGCGUGGACAUCAUCGCAAGUGUGUGCAACAUGGUGCUGGGCUUCGCACUCAUCACUCUGUGCACCUGGGCAUACAUCCGCUACUCAGGAGAAUACAGAGAACUGGGCGCAGUCAUUGACCAGGUGGCCGGAGCCCUGUGGGAUCAGGGAAACACAAAUGAGGCUCUGUAUAAGCUGUACAGUGUGGCUGCAAACCACAGGCAGUUUUAUAAUCACGCCUUCCCUGGACACCAGACCAACCAACACCCUGAGCAGGACAAGAAACGAAACUGACCGGACAGUUUCAGUUUCAC